This is a messenger RNA of Carlito syrichta (Philippine tarsier), 1605 nucleotides long. RefSeq names its product potassium voltage-gated channel subfamily KQT member 5-like. The transcript is spliced from 11 exons. The record is from RefSeq and is a predicted model, not a curated record. Gene Ontology annotation, cellular component: membrane. NCBI's taxonomy places the organism in Eukaryota, Metazoa, Chordata, Mammalia, Primates, Tarsiidae. Bases 1 to 1350 code for a protein of 449 amino acids. Gene Ontology annotation, molecular function: voltage-gated potassium channel activity. Gene Ontology annotation, biological process: potassium ion transport; transmembrane transport.
AUGCACAUUUCCCACCUGAGCCUCUUGCGUGUGGCCCCUGGCUACGCGGAUGGGUAUUGCCUGAUCUGGCCUGAUUCUUAUGUGACUGGAGACUUCCAGCACUGCUCAGACCCAACUGGGGCCACAUCGGGCAUGUCCUGUCACUGGUGGUGUGGGCCUUGUUUUCUCCUUGUCUUUGGUUGCUUGAUUUUGUCAGUGUUUUCUACCAUCCCUGAGCACACAAAAUUGGCCUCAAGUUGCCUCUUGAUUCUGGAGUUCGUGAUGAUUGUCGUUUUUGGUUUGGAGUUCAUCAUUCGAAUCUGGUCUGCGGGUUGCUGUUGUCGGUAUAGAGGAUGGCAAGGAAGAUUGAGGUUUGCCCGGAAGCCUUUCUGUGUUAUAGAUACUAUUGUUCUUAUUGCUUCAAUAGCAGUUGUUUCUGCAAAAACUCAGGGUAAUAUCUUUGCCACGUCUGCACUGAGAAGUCUCCGUUUCCUGCAGAUCCUGCGCAUGGUGCGCAUGGACCGGAGGGGAGGCACUUGGAAGUUACUAGGCUCAGUGGUUUAUGCUCACAGCAAGGAAUUAAUCACAGCUUGGUACAUAGGAUUUCUGGUUCUUAUUUUUUCAUCUUUCCUUGUCUAUCUGGUGGAGAAGGAUGCCAAUAAAGAGUUUUCUACAUAUGCAGAUGCUCUCUGGUGGGGCACAAUUACAUUGACAACUAUUGGCUAUGGAGACAAAACCCCCCUAACUUGGCUGGGAAGAUUGCUUUCUGCAGGCUUUGCACUCCUUGGCAUUUCUUUCUUUGCACUUCCUGCCGGAAUUCUUGGCUCGGGUUUUGCACUAAAAGUACAAGAACAGCAUCGCCAGAAACACUUUGAGAAAAGAAGGAACCCAGCUGCCAAUCUCAUUCAGUGCGUUUGGCGUAGUUAUGCCGCUGAUGAGAAGUCUGUCUCCGUUGCCACCUGGAAGCCACACUUGAAGGCAUUGCACACCUGCAGCCCUACCAAUCAGAAGCUAAGUUUUAAGGAACGUGUGCGCAUGGCUAGCCCAAGGGGCCAGAGUAUUAAGAGCCGACAAGCCUCGGUAGGUGACCGGAGGUCUCCGAGCACCGACAUCACAGCCGAGGGCAGUCCCACCAAGGUGCAGAAGAGCUGGAGCUUCAACGAUCGAACCCGCUUCCGACCCUCACUGCGCCUCAAAAGUUCUCAGCCAAAACCAGUGAUAGACGACAAGGUCUGUACUAAGAUCAGUGUGACUGUUGUUCUGAUAUCUGUGUUAUGUCUGACCAGCAAAGGUCCAAGGCCAAAGGACAACCAGGUGCUUUGUGAAUAUCUUGCAACUCAGUUAAUGAUGACUUUUUCUGGUCAACAAUGAAGGUGCCUCUUUCCCUCUCUCACAUGCUCCAUCUAUCUCUAAGUCAGAGACCCGUGUUUAUCUUCCCUAGAGAAAAUCCUUUUGAAAGUUCUUUCAAAAUCUUCCAAUGAUGAGUGAAAUUCAAGUUCUUCUCCCAAGAGGAAUGAACCUAUUUCGUUAUCAUAUUAUGUAGCAGACAUCUACUUGCCAACGCAUUUUAUUGAGUGCCACAUAAUUUUCAUGUUUAUAAAAGAAAACAUUUUAUUUUUCACUUAA